This is a messenger RNA of Schistocerca serialis cubense, 957 nucleotides long. RefSeq lists its product as uncharacterized. The transcript has a single exon. The record is from RefSeq and is a predicted model, not a curated record. Lineage: Eukaryota; Metazoa; Arthropoda; Insecta; Orthoptera; Acrididae. Bases 1 to 957 code for a protein of 318 amino acids.
AUGUGGUUGGAGAAAAUGAAAGACUGUGUUCUCCUCUAUAAGAAAGAAGGCGAGGCCAGGGAAGAUUUUGAUAGGACUGACUCGGUGAUAGUGUUAAUGACUGACUACCAGAAGCAGUUAUUACAGAGAUUUGGACAAAAUAUUGUAUGUGUAGACUCAACACAUUGUACAAAUGUUUACAAACUGUUGGUGACCACAUUGUUAGUGGUAGACGAUUUUGGUUCAGGUAUGCCUGUAGCAUUCUGUGUUUCAAAUCGGGAGACUACUUCCAUAAUGACUCAUUUCUUUAGUGCUGUGAAAGAGAGAGCUGGCAUCAUAAAAACGUCUGUAUUCAUGUCCGACGACACUGAUACUUUCCGUAGUGCAUGGUCACGAGUCAUGGGACCUGCAGAAAAUAAUCUACUGUGUGCUUGGCACAUAGACCGCAGCUGGCGGAAUAAUUUGAAGAAAGUACAUGGCAAUGAAGAAAAGAAAGCACUUGUGUACAAAGCUCUUCGUACAUUGCUUGAAGAAGCGGACAUAGACAAUUUUAAUGAGCUGCUGGAAUCGUUCGUCGGGCAGCUUCAAGCAGAUGAAGGUACAAGAGACUUUGGUGUAUAUUUCUCGUCAAAUUACUUAUUCCGGCCUCAGCAGUGGGCAUACUGUCACCGUCGCAAUCUGGGUAUAAAUGCAAAUAUGUACCUUGAAGCAAUGCAUAGAGUUUUAAAAUAUUGUUAUUUAGAGGGAAAAACAAACAAUAGACUUGACAGACUACUUGUUGUGUUGAUGAAAUUGGUGCGUGACAAACUGUGUGCUCGAAUGGUUAAAUUGUAUAAGGGUGGCCAUUCAUAUAGAAUAAAUCUUAUUGAGGCUCGUCAUAAAGCUUCAUGUAGUAUUAAGGAGAAUGACAUUACAGUCAAUACUGAUGGUACAAAGUUUCAUGUGAAAUCCCAAACACAUUGUGACAUUGUGGUGUAA